AUUAAAUGCUCAAUAACUCCUACGCUGCUAUGUGAUAUGAGGAGAGCUGCGUUUUGUUUGCUUUCCUUCAGAAAAACUUUAAUCUCAAGUUAGUAAACAAGACGAAAGGGCUUUUUCUGUCGAAAUUGUCUGCCCAUGUCAUUGAGAAGGUGACACGAGUUGUCUUUUCACAUGCCAUCGGUGUCUGCUGGGAUAUCCACUAGCCUCGUUAUGGAGACUUUUCGACGUGAAGGAAUGACGUCAGAGAUCGUGUGCUUCGAAGAGAGAAAUCCCCAUGUCUAGUCGAGGAUCCCCCUAUUCUGAGCGCAUAUUUUCACUUCAGCAGCCAAAAAUCAGCAAAAGGGUCAUAUUACACGUUUUGUGAUGUCUCAUAGAAACGGUUUGCUCAGUCAUCAGGUGACAGGGAACGUAAAAUUUCCUUGAUAGUCGUUGAAUCCGGUUAUGCCACGUCGAAAAUCUACCCAGAGUUCGCCUCUAAAGCGACCAUUGGAUGAAGAGCUUACCUGUGAAACAGCUGCCAGCAAGCAGGCCAAAAUUUCAGAUUCAUUGGAUGGACUCAGUGGAUCAACAGUGCAAGAAACAGGGUUACCAAGACCUGUACCUGGAGCUGCCCAGGAUGCAGGCAGCAAGGCAGUACAGCUUAAAAAGGUUAAGGUCAAGAUGGAGCUUAUUAAUGCUUCAUCUCCAGCAAGCACACCUGAAAGUCCUGCAGUUGCCACCUGUACCCUAGGCAACGUCACUUCUGUGACAGGCUCUGGAGGAAUUUAUGGCAGGGAAGAGAUGGUGGUAGUCACACGUACUUUGCCAGUUUCCAAAGCUGAGCAACUGCAGUCUGGCACAACCACCAUCACCACCAUCACCACCACCACCACCAGCAGCAACAACAGUGGCAGUGGCAAGCCAAACCGAUCAUUAGAGGCACUCUUUCAGGUAACUGACUCUGAGCUUCAGAAUAUGCGUCAGGAGCCUCAAACAACUGUGCCUGUGCCGGUGACAAAGCCAAAGCCUUCACUUCCCAGUACCUGUGCACCAACCAUCAUUAACACCACAACGGCCACUACCACUGCCCCUACCACACACAACAUUGUCGUUCUGAGCAACGUGGGUCCAAAUAUCAUCUCCCAAGAUGGUGUCCGCCUCAUUAUAACCGAAGAUGUGUCCAGCACAGGUGUCCCAGUCAAGCCCUUACACCACCACAAGGCAGCCAUCUUGCAGCAUAACCAUCAGCAACAGCAACAGCUACAGCAGCAGCAACAGCUGCAGCUGCAGUUGCCAGCACCACGGGGGGUCAUAAUGGCCCCAAACGUCGCUCUGACAGCUGCUGCUGGGCCUGCAAGGAAGCUGGUGUCCACUGAGGCAUCAGCUCUGGAAAAGAAACACCCGGCAUUAGGAAGCAUGCUGCACAAACAGAAGAUGAAGUUGGUCUACAUGAAACAAGCUGUAGAUUUUAACUCUGACAGCUCAUCACUUGUCUCAAUGUCUGCACCGCUGAAUAACACCAUUAGUUUAGACAACAGUGAUGAAGGGAGCCUGGCCAUCUCUGGCCAGUCCAGUGUGGAUUCCAACAGCAGCAGCACCUUGAUGCUAUCAGCUCUGGGCUUGGCAGGGCGUAAGAGAAAGCACCCUCAAAAGCCUGGUCGCCAUGUCUGCAACUACUGUGGGAGAGGGUGUGCCAAGCCCAGCGUUCUACAAAAACACUUGCGAGCCCACACCGGCGAGCGUCCAUACCCCUGCCACCCAUGCGGCUUUUCUUUUAAGACCAAAAGCAACUUGUACAAACACCAGAAGUCCCUGGCACAUGCUGUAAGAGUGGGGCAGAUUGCAAAGGGACAGCUAGUGUCCUCUGUGGAAGAAGGGUCAGAAAAGCAUGUAGCUGAAGGAGAUGUUUCUGUGAAGGAAGGAAGUACCCUGGAGGAGGAAUCUGGAGCAGAUUCGGAAAGGACUGAUUCUGAUGCAGAGGCUAGCAUUGAUAAUGAGGAGGAUGUAGUUGUGUUGAGGGAAGAUGCAGGGAUUAAGGACAUGAUGAUAAAGCUGAUGCCAAGGGCUGUUUCUCCCUCCCUAACGUUCAAAGAAGCAAUGGCAAGCCAAGCCAGUAGUAGUGGUGAGGCUUUCACAGGCGGAAAGAACAGCAUCAGCCACACACAGGAACAUGCAGGUAGGGAAUUCACCUUUGACAAGCCAGUCCGAGAAGAGUCUAUUCUGGAAAACAUUCGACAGAAGAUUGACAAGAAGAAACUAAUGGAGUGGAGCAGACAGAUGGACAGGAUUAAGCACAAAGAGCAUGUUGAUCUCCUACAAGUGCACAGCAAUUUUCCUACUCGCAUUGCACCCAAAGCAGGUAGCAGCACAGAGACCAGUGUUUCAGUGCAUGGUGAGCUUGAUAGUUUGAGUUCAGAUGCCAACUUGGCUUUCCAAGACUCUUUACAUCCCUUAGUUACACUGAGAUCUGACUCAGAGCCGGUAACAUCAGCAGUGUCUCAUCAUGAGGCUCAGUUUUGCCGACAAGUUUCAGCCCCAGCAGAUCUUUCAGUGGCUUCUUCUGCCUCUUCAUUGCCAUCCCAACCUUUCAGGUUUUUAUCCCAGCAACAGUCUGAGUGUACUAAGGAAGAAACAGACGUUAAGGAGGACACAGGUUCUGUCAGCUGCUUAAACCAGGCAACCAAAGCUUUACAGAAACUGGAAGCCUUGAGAGAAAAGUUCCCAGACACAGCUGGCUGUACGUACACUUUCAAAACCCUUCCUGACAAUGCCAUACAGGUUACCAUUCACAUGGCCAAAGAUGAGAAAGAAGAGACAGCUAAAGACAAGAGCGAAGAAGGAAGUAAAAAUGUGCCAGCCAUUCAGAUUCAUAGUGAUAAGUCAGCCUUGAAAGAGCCGGUACUCACCAAGUCUGUCUCAAUGACUGGCAGUCUGGAGAGUGUCGGGUGUGUCUCAGGGAGUAACAAUGCUGGUGCAGCUGGCACCAGCCAGCAUGUUAAGCUUGCUCCACGAAUGCCUCCAUUGUUGAGCCGCUCCAUUUCUGCUGACUGCAAGCUUACAACAUCAGAGAUUCUGAAAGAAAGGAUUCAAAAACUCAUAUCAGCUAAUGCAGCCAUCGUGGACAUGCCCAUGGUCGACCCUCCUCGGUCAAAGGGAAGAUUUUCUCGUCAGAACAGUGACUCUUGCUUCCAGUCAUGGAAGAUCAAUGAUCAGCCAAUCAAAGGAGCAAGUGGAGAUGACCAAUUGCAAUCAUCAUCAGCAAUUUCUUCCUCCUCCUCUGCCUGUCCAAGAAUUGCCAUUCCAACCAUUUCUUCAGUUCCAUUGCACCCAAUACCACUUGAAGGGGAAGUUCAGAGUAGAGCAAUUCUCUCUUCCUCUGCUUCACUGGACAUCAGCCAGGACAGAUCCAGUGCCAGUAGAGACUUGAGACGCUCUGUCUCUGUGUCCAGCGUUCGUUCAAGUGACCAGCCUUGCAUCUUCAAGCCAUCUGAAGGUUUGGACAAAACAAAAGGGAGCGGGAAAGAGGUGGACAAGCUGUACUUAAUAACUUCUCCUCCCUCUGUGGUUGUGAGCAGUGCAGAAAGACCAUCUGAGGUGGCUUUUGUCUCAUCCGAUGGAAAGCUCUCCAUUCCCACUUUACUUCCUGCGGAGGUGCUUAGUGCAUUAAGUUCUGCAUCAGCAUUAUCAGGGAAUGCAGCUGGUGAAAUAAAAAUCCAAUUCAAACUUGGGAAGUCCAGUUCAGAACAAACCUUUUCCUUGGCACAAGCAUCCCCAGCACCAGCAGAAAAGAUUUCCUUCCCAGUUGUAAACACUUCACCUUCAGUUCCCAUGAUUGGCCAAGGGGUGAAGUUUUCCUCAGUUGGAAUGGGCAGUGAGGGGAAUAUUCAACCAUCAAAACAAGUUUCACACAAUGCCGUCAUCAAGGACCUUCUUAAAAAGGGCAGUGUUUCAAAGUCCCCAUCAACCUUAAUGCCACCGUCUGCACUUCACGAAAUAUCAUUUUGCCGCCCACCCAAAUUGAAGUCUGAUACAAAAGUGAAGAGUGCUGAUGCAGCUUUGGGCAGCAUGCUGCGGCAUCCUAGCCACAUCACCAAGCCAGGAUAUGGCCCACAGCAAGUUGUGCUCACAGUGAAAGAUGUGCACUCCAAGUCCAUGGAUGCUGCAUCCACGUCUGAUAGCUUAGAUCAGACAAGAGUUUUCACAGUGCGCGAUGCCAUUUUAGGUGUCAGCAGUGUCGGUCAACCGUGCAUGCCAUUAUCUUCAGAGAGUCAGCAGCUGGGUUCAGCCUUGCCUGGAGAAUCUUUGAAAGACAAAACUGAGACCUCUGAGAAAUUCUCUUGUAAAUACUGUGGCGUCUUGUUUGACAAGAGCCAGUAUCUAAACAUGCAUAUGAUGUUUUAUUGCACGAAAUCAAAGCAGAUAACUGUGGACCCUUCUGUCAUUGAAGCAGCCAAUGCCAAAAUUAUCUCUUCCAUUGCCUCUACACCUGUGUCGUCAUCAACAGUGGAGAGGUUGAAACUGAAGUCUGGAAAGCUACAGUUCCAUCACCAUUCAGAGGAGGAGCUGAAUGAUAAGUUGAAUGCUGGUAAAAAGGCUAGUAAUCCAGCUUUCUUAAAGUCCCAUUCAACAACAGAAGUUGAAGCCCGUUCUUGGGGGCAAAAAGAUGACUAUCCUCAGCUACGUUCACAGCUGACUUACGUCCAUCCCAGUCAGUGGAUGAAAAUUGCCAUAGGGGAGAUGGGUUUCCCAGGCCACAGCAGAAUUUCAUCAUUGAAAACAUAGAUCCUCUUGUGCCACCAAAGAAGGGGCGUC
This is a messenger RNA of Pomacea canaliculata, 4791 nucleotides long. RefSeq lists its product as uncharacterized. Lineage: Eukaryota; Metazoa; Mollusca; Gastropoda; Architaenioglossa; Ampullariidae. Gene Ontology annotation, molecular function: DNA-binding transcription factor activity, RNA polymerase II-specific; RNA polymerase II cis-regulatory region sequence-specific DNA binding. Gene Ontology annotation, biological process: regulation of transcription by RNA polymerase II. Gene Ontology annotation, cellular component: nucleus. The coding region runs from base 442 to 4761 and encodes 1439 amino acids. The transcript is spliced from 5 exons. The record is from RefSeq and is a predicted model, not a curated record.